UCUGGGGUUUAACACCCCCCCCCACCCCGAGGGCAGCAGCCGAGGGGCGGUCGUUGCUCCCUUCUGCUCUUCCUUUCGCAGAGCUUGUGGGUGCGUGGGGAGGCACAGAGGAGAAGGGGUGUCUGAGGGGAAGGCGUUCGUGAAGGCUCCGCUGCUGAUGAUUUAACGAGUCUAUUGUCACCGUAAUUCCUGAGGUUUCUGGAGCAAUGCAGCUUGUUCAGGAGACUUGCGGUCAGAACAACGGGAAGAAAAGUUUUUAAGAGGAGUUGCAUCUCUUCUUGCUAACCUGAGAUCUUCCGGAGAAGCCCUUUGCCUGCUGAUACCUGCAUGAAAGGUGUGUGAAUCAACCUGUCAUCACUGAAUCAUCACUUUAAUCAUACUAACUUGACAACAUUUGUAUGCCAGCUUGUGUCAUCACCAGACCGAGGUGCUCCUGAUCAACCAGAUCUUUCAGGAAUUUUUUAAAAAGAAACUUUGGUGGGUAAAAGAUGUGCCAUGGAAUGGUAGCACCAAAGAGCAACACAGGAUCAUCUCUUGCCUUGACUAGCCAUGGGUUAUUUCUUCUGCUAGUUAUCUUUGGUAGCUUUAUCUUGGAAACACAGGCCACAGGUUGGCUCAGCAAAUCCAAAGGACCUACAUAUUGUCCCCAGCCACCACAGCCUGAGAAUGGAGGCUAUAAAUGCCACCCUAGCCCCUGCAACAACCCUCUGACUUCAGGCAGUGUUAUAGAGUAUCUGUGUGUCGAAGGCUACAUGCUGAAAGGAGAUUAUAAAUACUUGACCUGCAAGAAUGGAGAGUGGAACCCAGCCAUGGAAGUCAGCUGCAGGCUCAGCCCGGAAAAGGACUCUCCUCCAACAAUUGGAGUACCCACGCUGUCCAUAGUAGCCUCCACAGCAAGCUCCGUCGCCCUCAUUCUGCUCUUAGUUGUGCUGUUUGUUUUGCUGCAGCCAAAGCUGAAGUCUUUCCAUCAUAGCAGGCGAGACCAAGGUGUGUCUGGAGAUCAGGUCUCUAUUAUGGUGGAUGGUGUCCAGGUGGCCUUGCCAUCCUAUGAAGAAGCGGUGUAUGGGAGCACAGGGAACUGCAUUCCACCCUCGGACUCCCGAGUGCAGAUCGUGCUCUCGGAGGGAGCUGGGCAGAACGGAGCCGGAGAGAUACAGCAGCAGGACCAAGGGGCUUGCAAUAGCUUUGAAAGAGAAGAUGAAGCCCCUGGACAUUCUGGACUGUGUGAAGCCAGUGGCUCUCAGCGCUCUGAAACUGUUCUUGUGCAUCAGGCUGCUACCUCUUCCUGGGUAGCUGGCAUGGCUAGCAGUAGACCUGUACACAAAGAGGUCCAAGAUUCAGAAAGCAGCGACAUACAGAGCCUUUUAUCACUCACUUCCUCCGAGGAAUACACAGAUGAUAUUCCCUUAUUGAAGGAAGCAUGAGGCCUGCUGUGUUUGCCUAGCCUUCUCCCUCUUGGAUUUCUUCCUCUUCCCCUCCCCCUGCCUUCAGGACAGAAGCACUCUGUGCAGCCUUCCCCAUCCUCGCGAGCUGUGUCCUGGAUACCUCCAAGCAGAGAUGCCCUCAGCUGAAGAUCCAAAGGAUGUCGCCAGGUUGCCUCCUGGAUGCACCAGUGGAGUUGGUGCAGCGCUGGCUUCCCCAUUCCAUCAGCAUCAGGGGCUCAAGGAACAGAGUGGAUUUGAGCUCUCCCCUCCUCUUCCCCAGCCAGAUGUUUGACAGCAGUCUCUGAAGAGCUGCUCUUUUCUCGUGCCUUUCUCCUCCUCACACCGGCUUGUUGCAGCUUAUCAGCCUCUCUAGCCCUUCUGCUGCCCAGAGAGCAGGGGCUAAAACCGCUUGCUCACUGGGUGCAGACACAGUAUAUAUAUAUAUAUACGCGUAUGUAUGUUAUAUAGGCUCUUCUUCCGGCAUCCUGUUUGUGGUAAGGCAGGACAAAACGCCUCGCUGGGACUGAAGCUGGGCUUGGGAGUGAUCCCAGUUAAGGGGCAGCUUGUGAUGUCUAGAAGCGCCUCAGAUGGGAUGGGCUGUGUGACAACUUAGCUGUGCAAUAACAGUUUGUUGAGAAUUGCUAGAGCGCUGAAGGCUGAGAAGUCCAACGUGUAGGAAUGCCCCCUGCACCCUUCUCAAAAACCAUCUCAGCAGGAGUCCAUUCCUGAAAAUCACUUCCUUCUCUACCUGUGCAGCCCAUUUGAUUAUUCUGUGUUUCUAGAAGCUGGGACUGGGACUGUACUACCAAUAGAACAAUCCUUUCAGCUUUGGUCUGGUGCCAGAGCAGCUUCUGGUGUUAGAUUGUAGAAGAGCCUUGGAGAAUGGCCAGUGGUUGGCAGGGUCCAGAAAGCUUGGAGAGUGUGACUUUCAGUUAACCAACCCUGUGUUAACUACGAGUUAGCCCCAUUCACUGAGGCAUCAGGACUGGAACCAAAUUUGUAUCCCUGCUCUUCUGAAUAAGCUGUGUGUCUCAAAGCUUUUUCAGUUAAGGUGGUUCCGCACUAAAGCUUAGGUUCCUUUGGUCAGAUCUUCAGGCAGAGGUAACACUUUUGAGAUGUAAUCUGGAAGUGGUUCAGGUGUUUGCAAAUGUCAACAGAAAAAAUGCCCAUAGGCAGUGAAUGCUUAGUGCCGUUGGUGCAAUCCCAAAUGACCUUUCCAGCCACACAGGUACCUUGGUACUUGAAUCCUGGGUAGCUACCAUCUCAGAGGCUAGUGUGUCUUCCUAGCUUCAUACAGCAAGAGUCUGCUGUUUUAUCUUAAUGGGCUUCAGUGGGCCCACAGUGAAGGGCUUCUUCCUUGUGGCUGGGAGUAAGCAGCAUUUAUAAAGUUUCCUAAAUAACAAUGCAGUUGCCUUUUGCUGUGAGGGGAGGUUGGCUACAUUGACAGCAGUGCCAGAGGGGACCAUAGCUUAUUCCUGAACCUAAGUUUCGAAGAUUGUUUCAAGUUCUGGUAGCAGGGAAAGGAAAAUCCAAAAAUACGUAUACCUCUGCCCCCCACAGUUAUCUACAGCAGGUCAGAAUAUCCUGGUUGCUGUUAACAGGUCUCUCCUUUUGCAGGAAGCCACAUUUGUCUGGGGUAGGUGAUCCGAUCACAAAAGCAUUGUGGUGAUUGUAAGGCUCUUCACUGGGGAGGUCUGGACACUGUUCUGUGGGAUUGGUUUCAGCAAGAAGAGUUGGCUUCUUAGGUGCGUGUACUUUGUCAUAACUGUCUUGAAGUAACCAGGGAAGUGUUUGCCCUGUGAGAAGCUGCUAAAUUUUUAUUUGAGUUGAAGGAGCAAAACGUCAUGGCCUUACACAUCAUGUGGUAAUGUACAGGUAAAUAGGGAUGCUGUCUUUGCUGCUUUGCUUUUGGUUUACAAACCUCACCAUCCUCAUCCUUGUUGCUCCAGGAACAUACCAUCACAGCACUUGGUAAAAGUGACACAACACCUUUAUAUAUAAAAUCACUGUGGCUUAGCUCCAGUUCCUGAAAAUGGGGAUUGGCCAUAGUAUCCAGCCACGUACCUGCUGCUCCUGUUCCUGAUUAGCUGUUAAAUCCCAGGACACCUGGGACAGCGCGUGCCUGUGGAUGGAAGAAUCCUAUUUUCCCUAUCCUUGUUUUAGAGGGAUGUUAUUAAUUUUAAAAUACAGUAUUUUAAACUUCCUUCCCUAUUGCUCAUGUUACCUUGCAGUAACACAAGGAUUUGAUAAAUCCCAUUUGGGUGGUUUAGGUAUUUUCUGUUCAGUUUGGAUGGUGAAAAUCCCACAUCAUUUUACAGAGGGCUGCAGUGUCUCAGCUUCAAGCACUGUAGAGGGCAAAUGUUGUUUACCCAUCUGCUAUUGGAAUUUUAGAAAAUAAGCAUGGGAAUGUUUGUAUUUAGUUUUUAAUUCCUACCUUGGAAAUGGUCUAAGCUUGAGCAAAUUGUCUCAUUCACUAGUCUAUCGGGGCGGAUGGAAGGAUUGAGCGAGUGUUGUACUAAGGGAGUGGGGAGGGAAGACUACGUGACUUCUUUCCUGCUACCUAACCAACUUGGAGCAGGAGAGUUGCUCUUUAUGCAUUUAAGGUCCUGUCUACUCAAAUUGACCCUCAGCAAUCAAGGUGCAGAAGUCAGGUACAGGCUGUCCUCCUGCAAGGGACAGUCCUUUAACUCAGUGUUAGCACCGGGUUGGUGGGAGAAUCCUACAACGAAGCUGGAAGCUGAUCCCAAGGCCUGACCUUACCCUGGACGAGUGCCUGCUCUGCCAGCAGAAACCACGUACCGUGUGGCUCUGCCUCCUCUCUCUGCUAUUGUAAAGCAAGCAGAUGCCAGUUUGGGAAAGAAAAUUCAAUUGGGUGGGGAAGAGAAGGAAGCAAGCUGCACAGAAGAGGGAGUGCUUUUAUUUUGUUUCAUGUAUAGAAAUUGUGGGAAAUGGCUUUACUAAGGACAGGGGAAAUGCAUAUUUUGCUCCACCUCCGCCAGCGUAGAUCUUGUGAUCAGGCAUAAACAGGCAGCUUCUGUUGGCUUGCUGAGGAUACACCAGCAGCUCCCAGGCCAGCCUCUGCUGUGCUGGCUGGUAACCCCAGCUGAUGUUUCCGGCGCUUGCAGAAGAGCCUGUCCCCUGCAGCAACACUUGUGGGAGCAGGCACCAAGGACCUGUGCAAGCCAGAACAUGGAAAACUGUUUGGGGGCAUCACAUUCCUCUUGCCCACAUCCUCAGCUUUAGAGUUUAUUUUCAUAUAAAAUGAGGUAGAAUGGCUGGGAAGGAACCUGAGAGAUGUCUGCUUUACAAUUUUUUUUUUUCUAGGGGGAGGGGGAGCAAGGCCUCACUUUACUGAUUAUCAAGUGAUUGUUACUCGUUCGUGUUUUAAUCCUGCGGAGGCUGAAGGAUUGGAAGGUCUUUUGGGCAGAGAUUUAGGAAAAACUAAAUUGCACAGAUCUGUCUUUACUAAUGGAGCAAGGGCUGAGGCUUAAAGAUCCCUCAGUCGUGAGCUCUGCUCUCUCUCAGGAGCAUUCAUUACCUCUGAGCAAAGAGUGUGUCCUCGUUGGCUGUUGCCAUAAGUAGAUGCAGCCUGCAUCUCAGUGUGGUGGAUUGGGAGCACAGGGGCUCAGCCUUGCAAGAUACCACAUAGUAAAUGUUUUGGGUUUUGU
Molecule: messenger RNA, 5092 nt
Organism: Haliaeetus leucocephalus (bald eagle)
Lineage: Eukaryota; Metazoa; Chordata; Aves; Accipitriformes; Accipitridae
Gene: SUSD6
Product: KIAA0247 ortholog
Exons: 10
Coding region: 489-1424 (311 amino acids)
Source: RefSeq, a predicted model, not a curated record